Messenger RNA from Funneliformis caledonium, 1683 nucleotides. Lineage: Eukaryota; Fungi; Glomeromycota; Glomeromycetes; Glomerales; Glomeraceae. The record is from the annotation of a GenBank genome assembly.
AUGUCCAACGUCAACGUUUAUGAUCACUUUCCCGCAAUGUCUUCAGUUGCCUCUCGACGAACUUCAGCCGUUUCAAUAAAUGCUUUGUUAAAUCCUGAACCCGAAGAACAACAAUCUUACAUGUCGCCUUCCUAUCCUGCUUCACCGAGUAAUAUAGAUUGGUAUGAUAUCAAAAUCCUUUCUGAUGACCAACCUUUAAUCAAUCAAGGUUAUUAUAAUGAAACUAGUUCUCCACAAGUCUCCCCUGAUGACUCCGUUACUUCCCAAUCAAUGCCGGCCUCUCCAAUGUCAAAACAUUCAUCAUCUACAUUGGCAUACAAUGGAAACGGAACCAGUAUUAAAACCGAAAAGGCGGUGGCAAUCACGUCAAGAAGAUCGUCCUCUUCGGUCCCAUCUUCUCGUAGGGGUUCGUUGAAUCGAACUUCGGGACCUGGACAAGCUAUCAUUUCUUCAGAUGGUAACUCUAAUAUAAUUACACCACCACAAACCCCUGGUAUCAAGUCCCCGACAAAGUCAAACUUUGCAUUCCCGCCAAAUUCAAACGGGGCGACCACCAGCAAUGAUCAAUCAAAUAAUCAACCCAUGCCUCCAAAGGUAAAACGCAAGCGAAUCACUCAGGAACAAUUGCAAGAUUUGGUUGCGAUGUUCGACCAAACUGACACGCCAAGUUACGAUGUACGAGAAAAGCUUGCCAAGAAAUUGAAUAUGACGAAUCGUGAGGUUCAGGUAUGGUUCCAAAACCGACGCGCGAAAGCGAAUCGAGCAAAGGCAAAUGAACACAAUGCAUCCCACCAGCACCACCGAUUCUUACAUCAUCACUCUGUGUCAACGGCGCAGGCUGCCAGCGGACACGCAUCGUCAAUUGGUAUGAUGCCACACGGGAAUUUCACAUUCGUUCCCAUGUUUGCCAACGGUGGUCCAUCAACAGGUGGUCCGGCUAGGGGUCGUAGCAGUCGCCGGCAUUCAUAUGUUCCGCCGACGAAUAACAAUCAAAAGAAAGUGCCUCAGAACACCCCACAUACAAGACCAAGGGCUUCCACUGUCACAGGAGUGCCUAUGACAACGAUGGGUUCACAUGGACAUUCGAUUCACGUUGCUCCUCAACAACAUCAGCAAUCGCAAUCGACUCCCAAAAUGAUGGUUGUACCACCGCCAAUUAAGAUCUUACCAUUCGUCCAUGAACAACGCCACGUUAGUAGUCUUGGUCAAUCGCAUCAUCCCGUAUACGGACAUCCAUACGCUCAUAGUGUUCCGCCUUCACCUAUCUCGCCCAUCACCCCAAUUUCACCAAACACACCAAUCCUUCCAUCAAUCAAUUAUAUGCUUCCAAGCAUAAAUAACUUGACGCUUCCACCACCGGUCGCCGUUCCUCCGAUUAAGGAACUCCUUGCGGCAUCAACUUCGGACUAUCAACAGUCCGUAUACCGUCAGCAAGAAACGAUGCCUACGUCACAAAAUAAUCAGCAACAGCAAGCAUUAUCCCAGUUGGAAUAUUCUGAUGCUUCGACAACAAAAUCGGCUGUUAAUAAUCCAAGUGAACCCUCGCCAAUUGACCUCCUCGCAGCAGCUGCAGAACUUGUCCAAAGAGAAAAAGAAAAAGAAUGUCUCGGAGCAUUUACAGCAAACAACGAGGAUCAGGAAGACGCUGAUAACGACAAGAAGUGGAGACCAUGGAUGAUCUAA